AUGGAUUCAGAUCAGGGAAAGCUAUUUAUUGGAGGGAUUUCAUGGGAGACAUCAGAGGAGAAGCUCAGAGACUACUUCAUCCCAUACGGCGACGUUUUGCAGACUGUCGUUAUGAAAGAUAAGACCACUGGUAGACCUAGAGGCUUUGGCUUUGUCGUUUUUGCAGAUCCUUCUGUUCUCGAUAGGGUUCUUCAAGAUAAGCAUACUAUUGAUGGUAGAACGGUGGAGGCAAAGAGAGCCUUAUCGAGAGAGGAGCAGCAAACCAAUGCCAGGGCUGGAAACCUGAAUCCUGCUCGAAACACCAGCGGUGGUGGAAAUAUCCGCACCAAGAAGAUAUUUGUUGGAGGAUUGCCUCCCACCCUAACUGAAGAUGGAUUUCGUCAGUAUUUUGAAGCUUUUGGCCUUGUUACUGAUGUAGUAAUAAUGUAUGACCAGAGUACUCAGCGACCUCGUGGAUUUGGCUUCAUUUCCUUUGACACUGAAGAUGCAGUUGACCGGGUGUUACAGAGAACGUUCCAUGAUUUGAAUGGUAAGCAAGUUGAGGUAAAACGGGCUCUUCCUAAAGAGGCCAAUCCUGGCGGGGGUGGCCGCUCUAUGGGUGGCAGUUACGGGAGCUAUGGUGCUUCUGGUGGCAACUCAAACUCAUAUGAUGGUCGAGCGGAUAGGUAUAUUCAGCCUCAAGGCACUGGAGGUGCUUUUCCUCCUUAUGGCUCAUCUGGCUAUAGCACAGCUGGAUAUGGAUAUGUUCCUGCCAAUAAUGGUGUUGGUUAUGGUGGUUAUAGCAGUUAUACUGGAGCUGGUGCUGGUUAUGGGGGACCUACAGGUGCAGCCUAUGGGAACCCUAAUGUUCCAAAUCCUGGAUAUGCAAGUGGCCCACCUGGUGCACCCAGAAGUUCAUGGAAUAGUCAAGGUUCAUCUGGCUAUGGUGCUAUGGGUUAUGGGAGUGCUGCUUCUUGGGGUGCUCCAACUGCUGGUGCUGCCAGUGUAGGCCCUGGUUCAGCACCUGCCGGUCAAUCUCCUGGUGGAGCUGCUGGAUAUGGGAAUCAAGGUUAUGGGUAUGGUAGUUACAGUGGAAAUGAUGGAUCUUAUGGGAAUCCAGCUGGGUAUGGUGCUGUUGGAGGACGUUCUGGGGGCACUCCAAACAGUAGUGCUGGUGGUCAUGGUGGGGCAGAACUACAGGUGAGUGGGGGCGGCUACAUGGGGAGCGGAUAUGGUGAUUCAAAUGGAAGUUCUGGGUAUGGAAAUGCAGCAUGGAGAUCCGAGCAAUCACAAGCUUCCGGGAAUUACGGGGCCCCUCAAGCAAAUGGUCCUCAUGGUGGACAGGUUGGAUAUGGUGGUGGUUAUGGUGGUUCUCAGGGCCGACAAGCCCAGCAACAGUGA
Dovyalis caffra is the source of this 1380-nucleotide messenger RNA. The record is from the annotation of a GenBank genome assembly. NCBI's taxonomy places the organism in Eukaryota, Viridiplantae, Streptophyta, Magnoliopsida, Malpighiales, Salicaceae.